AUGAAUUGCAACUGCUUCACCCCCAAAAUCAAAGAUUUACCUACAGGCGAAAUUCCGAACAUAUUGUACACAGAUUACGACCUCCAAGUGCCAAAAAUCCUCGGCAAAGUGAUGGGGAUAGUGCCCAAAGACGGCUUCGAUCAAAAUUUGUGCGUUAACCGAGGAGUCAACCAAGAUGUUGGUUUUGUAGGCAGACUGCUGCACCCUCCAAGUGGGACGAUGGUGGAAAUCUACAGCAACCAACCGGGAGUCAACUUAAACACGGCAAACUCCUUCGGAUAUGGUGAUAGGAUGUCGCUAGCUCAAAUAUUGCCACCUCCAGUGCAAAAUAAACCUCCGCAGAAGGAGCUAGAGGAAAAAUUGUUGCUCUUCAAGAAAGUACACGAAGAGAUGUUCGACGUUUGA
Brassicogethes aeneus is the source of this 405-nucleotide messenger RNA. Lineage: Eukaryota; Metazoa; Arthropoda; Insecta; Coleoptera; Nitidulidae. The record is from the annotation of a GenBank genome assembly.